Messenger RNA from Larimichthys crocea (large yellow croaker), 10800 nucleotides. It is a transcript of the gene kif13ba, whose product is annotated as kinesin family member 13Ba. Lineage: Eukaryota; Metazoa; Chordata; Actinopteri; Sciaenidae. Gene Ontology annotation, biological process: microtubule-based movement. Bases 472 to 5973 code for a protein of 1833 amino acids. The transcript has 40 exons. The record is from RefSeq and is a predicted model, not a curated record. Gene Ontology annotation, molecular function: microtubule binding; microtubule motor activity; ATP binding.
GUCUUCAACACAUCUGGGGUGAUCUUUGGCGGAAGGGCGGAUGCUGCUAGCUGCGUGUAGCUCGACACGGUGGAUUCCGCUGGGAAAAGCUAUAGAUCAUCGACAAGCGGCUCAUGGGCGAGCUCCUCUCCGUUGUACGCGUAGGUUAGCGGUGUCGCCUCUGGGAUGAAUCCACCGAGCCUCCACGCCUUUGUGGAUCUAUGUUAGCCUGGAAUAUGAGCAGAAGAAGACGGAGAUAAAGCAGCAGCAGCAAGCGGCGGCCGGCUUCCUGCGGGUUUUUUUUUUUGUUUUUCCCGUGGACAUGCCUGCUUCUAUGGAGCGGAGCUAGCUGGCCGACAGUCCGGCUAGCGCAACAUUUCCAGGCUUUUGGAUGCUUGUUUAGCUGAAGAGCUGAUUUAUUUUGGAUCAGCACCACCUCCCUCCCUCCCUCCCUCCCUCCAUCCCAUCCUCCUCCCUGGUUAAGGAGUCAGCAUGGGGGAGCCGAGCCUGGACGACGCCAAUGUCAAGGUGGCUGUUCGUGUACGGCCCAUGAACAGGAGAGAAAAGGAAUUAAACACGAAAUGUGUUGUGGAGAUGGUGAAGAACCAGACGAUCCUCCAUCCAUCCGGAGGUAACCUCGGCAAAGGAGACUCCAGGAGUCAAUCCAAGGUCUUUGCCUAUGAUUACUGUUUCUGGUCCAUGGACGAGACGGACAAGGAGAAAUUUGCAGGUCAGGAGGUGGUUUUCCAGUGCCUUGGGGAAAGUCUUCUCCGCAAUGCCUUUCAGGGCUACAAUGCCUGUAUCUUUGCCUAUGGACAAACUGGUUCAGGAAAGUCGUACACCAUGAUGGGUUCAGUGGACCAGCCAGGUCUGAUUCCCCGGCUGUGCAGCGCUUUGUUUGAACGAACCCAGAGCGAACAGCGGGAGCAGGAGAGUUUUACUGUUGAAGUGUCCUACAUGGAGAUCUACAACGAGAAGGUCCGAGAUCUGCUCGAUCCCAAAGGGGGUAGACAAACUCUGAGGGUGAGAGAACAUAAAGUUUUGGGUCCCUACGUGGACGGCCUGUCUCGACUAGCUGUGGCCAGCUACAAGGACAUCGAAUCUCUGAUGUCAGAGGGGAAUAAGUCUCGGACUGUCGCUGCUACCAACAUGAAUGAGGAGAGCAGUCGGUCGCACGCUGUCUUCAACAUCAUCCUCACACACACACUGAAAGACAUAAAGUCUGGGACGAGUGGGGAGAAGGUGAGUCGGUUGAGUCUGGUAGACUUGGCUGGAAGUGAGCGAGCGGCAAAGACUGGAGCGGCAGGAGAACGACUCAAGGAAGGAAGCAACAUUAACAAGUCUCUCACUACUCUUGGUCUGGUGAUCUCAGCGUUGGCUGAACAGGGAACAGCCAAGAACAAGAACAAGUUUGUUCCUUACAGAGAUUCUGUUCUCACAUGGCUGCUGAAGGACUGUCUAGGUGGCAACAGUCGUACAGCGAUGGUUGCAACCGUGAGUCCAGCAGCAGACAACUACGAGGAGACGCUAUCGACACUGCGCUAUGCGGACCGAGCAAAGAACAUUGUGAACCACGCUGUUGUUAAUGAAGACCCCAACGCUCGCAUCAUCAGGGAGCUCAGAGAGGAAGUAGAGAAACUACGAGUACAACUGACUCAGGCAGAAUCUUUAAAGGCUCCGGAGCUGAAAGAUCGUCUGGAAGAGUCAGAAAAGUUGAUUCAGGAGAUGACCAUCACAUGGGAGGAGAAGCUUCGCAAAACUGAGGAGAUUGCACAGGAGCGUCAGAAGCAGUUAGAGAGUCUGGGUAUAUCUCUCCAGUCUUCAGGGAUUAAAGUUGGAGAUGAUAAGAGUUUUCUUGUAAACCUUAAUGCUGAUCCUGCCCUCAACGAACUUCUGGUGUACUACCUGAAGGAACACACAAAGGUGGGCUCGGCCGACUCUCAGGACAUCCAGCUGUGCGGGAUGGGUAUUCAGGCAGAGCACUGUGUCAUCGAUAUUACUCCAGACGCUGCCGUCAUCAUCACUCCUUACCGCAAUGCUCGGACAUGUGUUAACGGUUCUCCAGUAACCAGCGGUCUACAGCUUCACCACGGUGACCGAAUCCUCUGGGGAAACAACCACUUCUUUAGGAUCAACCUGCCUAAGCGACGGGCUCGGGGAGCUGAGGACGAGGAGGGUGAGGGUGGUGUGAUGAAGAACAGUGGGAGCAGCGAGCAGCUGGAUGCAGAUGGCGACACAGCCAGUGAAGUGUCCAGUGAAGUCAGCUUCUCCUACGAGUUCGCCCAGACAGAGGUCAUGAUGAAAGCCCUGGGCAGUAAUGACCCCAUGCAAGCGGUCCUCCAGUCCCUGGAGAGGCAGCAUGAAGAGGAGAAGCGCUCUGCUCUGGAGCGUCAACGACAAAUGUACGAGCAGGAACUCCAGCAGCUCCGCAAGAAGCUGAAUCCGGACCGUCUGUCCACAGGCUCAUCAACAGGACUGCCGCCUGGGCAGCAAGUUCCGGGUCAGCAGUCUCACUACCGCAGUCUGGAGAGACUCAGUAUGGGAGGGAUGAGCCAUUCAACCAGUGCUCAGAGCAGACUGAGGCAGUGGAGUGAGGACAGGGAGGCAGUGUUGGUGAGGAGUCUGAGGCGGCUGAGGGAGCAGAUAGUGAGGGCAAACCUCAUGGUGCAAGAAGCCUGUUUCAUCGCCGACGAGCUGGAGCGACACACAGAGUACAGAGUGACUCUGCAGAUCCCGUCGGAUAACCUCAACGCAAACCGCAAGAGGGAUGCCGUGCUCAGUGAACCAGCAAUUCAGGUUCGACGUCGGUGUCGAGGGAAGCAGAUCUGGAGUCUAGAUAAGAUGGAGAACCGUCUGGUCGACAUGAGAGAGCUGUACCAGGAGUGGCAGGACUACCACGCGAAUCACCAGGACAACCCUGUGAUGCGCUCAUAUUUCCGUCGCGCAGACCCUUUCUUUGACGAGCAGGAAAACCACAGUCUGAUCGGUGUCGCCAACGUCUUCCUCUCCUGUCUCUUCUACGACGUCAAGCUGCAGUAUGCUAUUCCCAUCAUCAACCAGAAAGGAGAGGUGGCGGGGCGUCUUCAUGUGGAGGUGGUGAGGGUUGGAGGCGGUUUGGAGGACAACAUGGCUGGAGGAGAUGAUUCUGACAACAACCAAGACGCUGAAAUCCACGAUCGCAAACUGGUCUGCAUGAUUAAGAUCCUGCAGGCCACUGGUCUUCCCCAGUACCUGUCCAACUUCGUCUUCUGUCAGUAUGCAUUCUGGGACCAGCCUGAGCCGAUCAUAGUGGCUCCUGAAGUAGACCCAUCGUCCUCAUCGCCCAACACCAAGGACCCACACUGCAUGGUGGUGUUUGACAGCUGCAAGGAGUUGGCUGUGUCGGUAACUGAGGAAUUCAUUGAAUACCUGACUGAAGGGGCAGUCGCCAUCGAGGUAUAUGGACACAGACAGGCUGAUGCAGGGAGAAACCCUGCCCUAUGGGACCUGAGCAUCAUCCAGGCCAAGACACGCACACUACGAGACAGAUGGAGUGAGGUAACGCGUCGCCUGGAGCUGUGGAUUCAAAUCCUAGAGAUAAACGAGAACGGAGACUUUGUCCCAGUGGAAGUGGUUCCUGCUAGAGAUGUGCGGACGGGGGGAAUCUUCCAGCUUCGGCAGGGUCAGUCCAGGCGAAUCCAGGUGGACGUGCGUUCAGUUCAGGACUCGGGCACCAUGCCUCUGAUAGCAGAAAUACUGCUUGCGGUGUCAGUGGGUUGUGUGGAGAUCAGAAACACCACAGCAAACCAGGAAGUAGACGAGAUGGACAGUUAUCAGGAAAGAGAUCUGGAGCGUCUGCGAGCGCAGUGGUUGGCUGCUCUCACCAAGAGACAGGAAUACCUCGACCAACACCUUCAGAGCCUGGUCAGCAAAGCAGAAAAGACAGAGGAUGACAUGGAGAGGGAGGCCCAGCUCCUGGAGUGGCGUCUGACUCUGACAGAGGAGAGAAACGCUGUAAUGGUGCCCUCUGCUGGCAGUGGCAUUCCUGGAGCACCUGCUGAGUGGGUUCCUCUGUCAGGCAUGGAGACUCAUAUUCCUGUCAUCUUCCUGAACCUCAAACCUGAUGAUCUCAGCUCUCAGGAUCAGUUUGAAGUUCCUGAGGCUGGAGGUUGGGAUGCCACCCUGAAUGGAGAGGAUGAAGACGACUUCUUUGACCUGCAGAUCGUCAAACACUACGAUGGAGAGGUGAAAGCAGAGGCAUCGUGGGACUCCACCGUUCAUGAGUGUCCCCAGCUCAGUCGUGGAGGAGCGUGGCCGGAGCAGCGGGUAUACCUGACGAUUCGAGUGGUGGUCCAGCUCAGCCACCCUGCCGACAUGCAGCUGGUCCUGAGAAAGAGGAUCUGCGUCAACGUUAACCCGGGCCGGCAGGGUUUUGCACACAACUUCCUGAGAAGGAUGUCCACCCGCAGCACCAUACCUGGCUGUGGGGUCACCUUCGAGGUGGUCUCUAACAUUCCCGGGGACGCCCCUGGUUCAGAGGACAGGGAGAUGCUGGCCCGGCUUGCUGCGAGUGCACACAGCAGCCAGUCAGCAGAUGAAGAGGCUGCAAUAGAGAAAUACCUCCGCAGUGUCCUCAGUCUGGAGAACAUCCUGACUCUGGACAGACUCAGACAGGAGGUGGCAGUGAAGGAGCAACUGACUAGCAGAGGGAGAAGCAGCAGACGGAGCCUAAGUUCUCCUUCUGUCCACAGGCUGUCUGGAAGUAGACAAGAUCUGUCCACAACCUGCCUGCUGGAAGAUAAGGGUCGAUGGGAGAGUCAGCAGGAUAUCUUCAUGCCGACUCACCGCACCCUCCCUCGGCCCGCCUCUUCUCCUUCCUCCUACUCCACCUCCCCUUCUUCAUCCCCAACUCCCUUCGGCAUGACGCCCCCACAGAACCAGGAACCAGAGCAAGGUCGUUCAGGACUUGCUGCCUCUUAUCUUUCAGUUAAGGCGCUGGUCCCUCAGAUGCCCAAACUGCUCAAGUCUCUGUUUCCAGCACGAGACGACAAGAAGGAGCUGAGGCCUUCGCCACACAACCAGCAGCAUGUUCCUCGUAUCGUGACAUCAGGAGGAGACGACAGCCGAGGCAAGGCUGAGACGGUGAGAUUGCGUUCCUGUCCACCCUCCCCAUUAGAAGCUGACAAUCAAUUACAGAUAAAUACAUCGACGACUGCUAUUCUGCGGCCCCCAACCAAAGACAAACGGGCAGAGUUCCCAGAAGUCCCUCCUCUUCCUGUGCAUGACCCGCAUGAAACUACCCCCCUCAGCCCCCUCAGCCAGUCAUCAAGUGGCUACUUCUCCAGUAGUGUUUCUACAGUUACCCUGUCUGACGUCCUCCAAACCUCCUCCUCAUCUUCCUCCCUCCUGGCCGCUGAGACUACGUUACCCACAAACCCCCAGCAGCAGCAGCAGCAGCAGAGUGCUGACAGGAAUGACGUUGUGACCUCUCCUCCUCAGUGUGGCGCCAAGAUGGCCGUCGUCGCUCCGCCCACUUCUCACAGCUCAGCCAAUCACAAUAACGUCGGUGCAGAAAACUCCUCUGAACACUCGGGAGGGGGAGAAGGAGGAGAAGGAGGUAAAGGGUUUGAGAGGCUGGAGAUUUUUGUGGACGAUGAAGAGCAAAGCCAUGUUGACGUACUCCCCGAUUGGCUGACGGAAGGGGCGUAUGUUACAGUAGGAAGCAAUAAGGCCGGAACAGUGCGCUACGUGGGAGUGACGCAGUUUGCUGAGGGAGUGUGGGUGGGGGUGGAGCUGGACACCCCUGUAGGUAAAAAUGACGGUUCAGUCGGAGGUCAUCGGUAUUUCCACUGUAAACCAGGUUACGGGGUGCUGGUUCGCCCAGACCGGCUCACGCUCCGUGAUCGGACUAGCCGUCGCACGGCAGACUUUGCCGCUCCCGCCCACGUCCCCAUCCUGCGAGGAGAAGCCAUCGUUGCCCGCCGGGGGGAGAACCGCAAAUCCUGGAGCAGUUGAGACAAACAAACCAGGAACUAGAUGGGAGAGAUGAACUCCCCACAGCCCUCCUCCUUCUCCUCCUCCUCCUCCUCUUCUCUCCUCCUCCCAGCUAUGCAACAGGCUCACACAGAACUGACACACUGCCUACCCUCCGAUAGUUUGGAACUACAGUCACUACAUCCAUUCACAAAUAAUGGAUAAAAAUAGUUCAGAACGAACACGAGUAAGUUGAUGAAAGACUAUGCAGAGUAUAUAGAGGUCCGUGGAAGGACUAUUAUCAUGUGGGAAGAUUGCGGUCAGUGGGAAGACCGGCAAGGAUGAAUGGAAGUCAGUGUAGACCUUAUCAAAGUGGAUCGGACAUUGCAGACCGGAUCAUUUGCCUCAGAGAUGCUUUCUGAGCUGAUAUACAGGGAUGCAAACUAUUCGCAUUUUAGGCAGGAGUUACUUUAUUUUUAUUUUUUUUUGCUUUUUCUCCGAGUAUAUGUCAGACUUUGAGGUCAUGAUAGAGAAACACUAGUAUAAAACGUCUUCAUCUGUAGCAGCUCCGGCUGAUUUGUUAUUUAUUUCUUCUUCUCCACCAUUCGUAAUAAUUAGUUAUUCUUAGGAAAACAUUAAAAUAUACUGUAUGGGCAUUCUGACCUGUGACGUGUUUGCAUCCCUGGAUAUGAUGUUUCCACCAGACAGUCCUGAGACUCUCAAUGUCCCAGAAUUCCCUGCGCCGGCUGCCACUCCUCUGAACUCUCUAGGUCUUAGUCUGCAGUGUCAAAGCGUCUAGUCCGAGUCAUUGUUGACUCAUUGUUUGAGACACGUCUCCUCCUCCUGGACUCUUUUCUUUUGAAGAUGGAUCCUCCCAGAAUGUGCCUUCACCAUGGCUUGGUUUGUUUCUCUUUUUUUUUUCCUGUGUAUUUAAUUUCAGUUCGCUGUGUUUUGCGUUUUAAGAGAAUGCCUCGAGCUAAGUGUGAGGUGAUCUCAGGGACUGCAGAGGGGAAAAGGACAAGGAGGGGCGUGUGUGUGUGUGUGUUUGUGUGUGCGUGUUUGUAAAUGUUGUACAGUGAAGUUGUUGGCCUCUGUGCACAAAUAAGUUCAUAUUGUCGUAGCUGUGUUUUUAAUGAUGAAGAUUAUAUGUGUAAAGCAGGAAAAGUCACGUCCUUGUCGGACAAAGCCACUAUGGGAGCAUGGUGUUUGUACUGGGAGGCUUUAAAAAAGUCGAUUUUGCACUGGAGACGUUGGACAAGAAGCAUUUGUAUGUGAGCAGGACAUGUCUGCGGUCACAGUGCAGCGCAGCCGAGAGGUUAGACGAGUGUCAACAGAUUCCUCAAACCAACUUGUAAUGUGAAAACGGUUCUCGAUGACCUUAAAUCAGAGUAUAUUCUCCGUCUGGAUGUCUGUCCUUGAUGCAUAUUUGCUAAGUUAUCCUCUGUGGCUAACAUUCAGACACCAGGGGGCGCUGUUUUAAAGUAGUACUUUUGUGUUGUGUUGGUGGGAAAAUAGGGACGUGUAUGUGUUGAGGAAAAGGAAGUGAGAUGGACACGUGGAUGAUCUGCUGGGUUUGCUUCUAUGCAUGUUUUUAGAGAGAGACGACGUACUCUCUAUGACUUAGAGAGAGUUGUACAUUUUGGGAAAGUAUUCAACACACGAGCAGUUCUGACUGAUCGAACAUUAAAAUUAGUUUUUCGUCUUUAUUGAGUAUCACCAGAGGAGACUUUAACAUUUCACAGUGACUUUAUUCUUUGAUCAUUUAAUGGGAAAGCAUUGGAAGAAGAACACAGCACUGUUUCAUACGUUGAUAUUCACGGAGAACGCAGACAGAAUGCUCUCAGUGCUUUUCCAUAUGUUAAAGGGGCACUCCACCAAUUUUACACAUGUAGUUCAGUUCCCUGUCAUAAGGAGGACUGUGCCGCUUGUGAAAACAGUUGUAGCUUUGGAGAGACGCUACAAACUUGGUCGUAACAAAAUAAAUUGCCAAGAAUAGGCCAGUUGCCAGUUGCUGCUCUGGUGAUUUUUGGAGCUUCACCCACAAUAAUACACACCAAAAGUGAGCGUUUGGGCGGCCUCUGCUGUUUUUAAAUUCAGCUCGUUUAGGUCCGUCUGUCACAUCUUUCCUUACUUAACUAAAUUGUGGGAGUGCCCCUUUUUAAUAAACUAGACCGAGGUCAGUGUAAAGUGUUUUGUUUGAGUCAUCCUGAGUUGGAGUGAUGCUGUCUCACCAAGUGAGGUAAAAGCAUUUGCUGAUGGCGGAUGAUGGGAAAGUAUCCUUUAGUACUAUGUCUCAUUUACAGACAGCUAGGCUGAGUUCAUAUCCUGAUGACGAUGACGAUGAUGAUGAUGAAGAUGAUGAUGACAAAUCUAAAUGUUAGUUGACAUGUUAAUGACGUCCGCUGAGGCAGGUUUUACAGCCUGUAAGCUGUUUCUAUGGAGACAUUCGGUUUAUCCAUGUACACUAGGGAGUCUACAGAUUUCUGAUGGGAUGAUUCGACGAUGCAUGCUCAUGAGUCGAUCACCUGGCAUAACGUGUGGGUCUAAAUGCACUCGGUAUGUCCAAACACUAUCAUCUUUAUGGAUACAGUAUGUCUUUUUCCAUUCUUUUUAUCAUGCGUCUUCUUAAUUCGAGAGACGUGAAUUUACUAUUUAUAUUUAAAUGCUUAUACACAUGCAUUUAUCGCAUGAAAAUUGAUUAAAAAAAAAAACGUUUUAUUUUAAUAAAUAUUGCACAAAUGAUUCCAUGAAAAUUGCUGCUAUUAGCAUUGUAAAUUUACCUGUAUAUGGAUCAAUUGAUUUAUCUAACACUCUCUAUCUCUGACUGUAUACUAGAUUGGAAUUCAGUAGUUGGCGAGCGCUUUGGUUCAGUGGCCAAUAUGUCUUUUAAUAUGAAGCAGUACAAUUUCUAAAAGUGAGGCACUUUGUCAUGUAAGCCUUGAAGAAGAUGUGUGAGGAAAGGUUGGAAUAUUUUCUGGGUGAAUAAUCACUCCAUUGAUUUUUUUUUUUUUUUGAGAGGAGACUUUAAUGUUGGAGUUGAAGUAUGGAGGCGAUAUUUCACCAUAGUCUAGUUAUUAUCUGUGUAUUUAUUAUCUGGCCUUAAAGCCCAGGACCCUGUAAUUGGUUACUGUCUGGUAUGUUAUUGGUUGGAAAGUAGGAAGUGUUUCUUAGGUUGGACUCUGGCUGGGUUGAUUGUUUGUAAUAAUAUUGUGGUUCAGAACGGUUAUGUGGUAAUGAAGGAAGGGAGUACAGUUUUCUCGUGUAUGUGUGGGUGUGUGUGUGUGAAUGUUGGGUGGACAUUUAGGUGGCUUUGCUUCAGACGUGUCCACGAGUUCUCACCAAGAUGGGAAAUGACCGCCAGCUGCCCGCUUCACUUGUUCGGACUCGAGCCGAGAGCGACAAACCUUCAACCCUCUCUGUUAUGGCUGAUGCGACUUCCCAUCCUGGUCUUUGCUCGUGACACCGUUAAAGGGGCUUGAGAUCACUUCAGGCUUCUGGAUGUCCCCUUUUUUUUUUUUUUUUUUUUUACGUUAUUGUGCCUCAGAAAUCAUAUGACCAUCUAUCUAUCUAUCUUCCACACACUGUUUUCAUAUCAGUGCUUCAAUUCAUUUGCACAGAAGUCUCCAGAGGGAAUCGAAGAGUUCAUUUCUGGAACGCUUGUAUAUGUAGGAAGAAAAUACAAAAUGUUUUUUUGUUUAUUUUAACGAUUCAAGUGUUCUCAAGUUUCCUGAUGCUCUUUAAAUUGUACUGAAAUUUGAAUUCUCUGCUUUGAGUUUCAGUUUUUGGAGCAAUAUUCUUGAGCUACAUUCCUUCACUCGACUCAAUUUUCUGUUAAAAAAAAGAUGAAAUUUGGUUAAUUUGGGAGCUAUUAUUUAACAUGACAGCAGAGCCAAGCUCAAACAUGGUGGUAAUAAAUGUCUCUUUUUUUUCUCGCACACAUCCUCAUCUUUAACUCUCCACGCAGUUUGCAGCGUCAAAUCUGUUAUUUUAGUAGAACAUGUGGGGUGCAGCUCGCGGGCUGCGUGAUGCACGCGAUCCACAGAAUACUAGAGUCUGGUGUAUCAAUUAUUUUCCACAGAAAACUAGAAUUAGUCGUAACUAAAGAGAUUAGAGCGAAGCCAGCAGUGUUAUUUCUGCGGCUGAAUCAACCAUAAAAAAACACAUUCAGUUCUGUUUUUAUUAACCUGAUUUGUGUCCAGUCAUAUUUUAGACUGCUUAUUGAUCUGAAUGAGUCUUUUCUAAGUGCUUUUGUUUUGCUCAGAUACCCAUUGGUCCCAUAUCUUUAUUGCAUUCACCUCCUGUUGCAUUUCCUGUAGCUCUGUGCUAACUAUGGGAUCACUGGUCUGGAGCAACAUGGUGCCCCGCCUUAACGUCGCCUUCAAUCUGGAUCCAGACUGGUUUUAGCAGGAACAAUCUCAGCUCUCUCUUACCCAGACGUGCUGUACUCUAAACACUCAGCGUACUGUGCUAUGGAAGAGAGUCAUUCCGAAAUAGUCUGGUUUACAAUUUAAAAAGGCAUAAAAACAUGAUGAGUAAGUCCAUCUCCAGAUUAAUAUCGACACGUUGAGUAGAAAAGAUCCUUUGGUCACAGAUGCUGUCAGGUUUUGAAGACCUCAGAGGGAUUUCUAAAGAUUUCCACUGAUCCAACCCUCCUGUAUCGCUGCCUUACUGGAGGGAAAGUCAUCAUGUUGUCUCCCAGAGGCUGCUGUCACACCUCAGUCAGAAAAGAUUCCCACACAGGGAAUUUUAUAUAUACGACAAGAAAACCAUCAAAGCGAAUGAAUUUACAACUCACCACUGCCCUACAGCAGCAUGCCCCCGACAGCUUCUGCCUCCUCGGGAUCGUCACACUACCAGCCAGAGAUCGCG